Molecule: messenger RNA, 1247 nt
Organism: Drosophila gunungcola (fruit fly)
Lineage: Eukaryota; Metazoa; Arthropoda; Insecta; Diptera; Drosophilidae
Exons: 13
Coding region: 70-648 (192 amino acids)
Source: RefSeq, a predicted model, not a curated record
GAAAAAGGUCUGAUAUCCAAUUUUUCGGAGCUCGUCUAUGAACCAUGCAUAAGGAUUAGAAGGACGUAGAUGACGUAUAACUACAAGAAAACCCCUAUCAGCUUGCGCCUGAGUUUCGUCCCUCGCCGAAGUCAAGUCAGAGGGAAUUGGACAGGAGUCAAAACGCUAUUUUGGCAUCACACCAGUAGGGAUAUGUCAAGGAGCCAGGAAACAUUUGAGACAGUCUCAACCCUCAUCAUAGCUUCGUCAGCUGGAUCUGGACAGGAGCACGAGACGCAUCUGUGGCAGAUAUUGUUUUGUCCCUCGCCGCAGUCAAAUCAGAGGGAAUCGGACAGGAGUCAAAACGCGGUUUUGGCAGUCUCAUCUCUCGCCGCAGUCACACCAGUAGGGAUUUGUCUGGGAGCCAGAAGGCAUUUGAGGCUGCUUGGUCAGCUGGAUCUGGACAGGGAGCAAGAGACGCGUCUGUUUUUCGUCCCUCGCGGCAGUCAAGUCGGAGGGAAUCAGACAGGAGUCGGACGCUAUUUUGGCAGAGUUUUCGUCCCUCGCCGCAGUCAAAUCAGAGGGAAUUGGACAGGAAUCGGGACGCAGUUUUGGCAGCAGUCUCGUAGCUCGCGAUAUUCACACCAUCAGGGAUUUGUCCAGGGGUAGGAAGACAUUUGAAUCAGGAGCCGGCUGGAUCUCGCCCGUAUUUCUGUUUGGAAAGUAACCCUCGCCGAAAUUACAUUCUGGAGUCCUUGGGAGAUUCCAUCGCAUCGGGUUGCAGGAUCCUGAAACUUCCGAGUGCAAAGUAACUUAGCGUGUAUCUGGAUAGAAGGAACAUGGCCCAGUCAGACAGCAUGGGAUUACCCUUAGGAACCAAGAAAGGAGCUUAAGGCUGAGAGUGUUUUAUCUAUUUUUGUGUUGGACUUGUUUUGGCCCAUGAUGUCUUCUGCGUGUUUUGGAGAGUCAGCCAUUGCAGCAAGGACCCCAAAGGAGAGCUGUGGUUGAUAAGGACCCAUAAUCGCGUAUCAUGUGUCGUGUUUAAUGUACUUAUUCUAUGCUCCAGUUUGGGAGAGUCGGUAGCAAAAAGGACCCCUUAAUUUGGGAGAUCUGUAUAUGGCAAGGACCCCUUAAUUUGAGAAAGCUGUAUAUGGCAAGGACCCUUUUUACGUUUCCCUCGCCGCAGUCGUGUACGCCGGAAUUAUUAAAAAUUCUUUUUUUUUCCUCACAGUCGUGUCCAGCCAGGCGCGUUUGUGUGGGCAGAAGCC